AUGGGUGCAUCGAACAUUCCAGACCUUCAAUUUACUCCCAUUGAGGUUAUCCAGGAGCGCGCGUCAACCCUCCGCAAGACCUUUCUCGAACACAAGACGCGCGAUGUCGAGUUUCGCUUGAAACAGCUCCGCAAGCUCUACUGGGCUGUCAAGGAUAAUGAGGAGAAAAUCGUCGAGGCCCUAGCACAGGACUUGGGGAGGCCGCGCUUCGAGUCCGAGGUCGCCGAGAGUGGAUGGGUGCAGAACGACAUUGUCUUUGUGAGCCGGAAUCUGCACAAGUGGAUGAAGGAAGAGAAGGCCGAGGAUAUCGAUCUGUCGUUCAAGCUCAUGAAUCCCAAGAUCCGCAAGGAUCCCCUGGGAUGCGUCCUGGUCAUCGGUGCAUUCAACUUUCCCUUCCAGUUGACUCUCGGACCUGUCAUCGGCGCUAUUGCCGCUGGUAAUACCGUUGUGAUCAAACCCAGCGAGAAUGCUCCCAAAUGUGCCGUCGUCAUUCAGCAAAUCGUGGAGGCGUCCCUCGAUCCCUCCUGCUACACGGUCAUCCAGGGAGGCGUGCCGGAGGUCCAGGCUUUGUUGGCGGGAAAGUGGGAUAAGAUCUUCUUCACGGGAGGCGCCACCGUCGGUCGUAUCAUCGCCAAGGCAGCCGCUCCCAACCUGACGCCCGUCGUGCUGGAACUGGGUGGCAUCAACCCAGCAAUCAUCACCAAGACGGCCAAUCCGCGCCUCGUCGCCCGUCGCAUGCUAUGGGGUAAACACCUGAACGCCGGCCAGAUCUGCACGUCCCAGAACUACCUGUUGGUCGACAGGGCCAUCCUCCCUGCCGUCAUCGAGGAAUUCAAAAAGGCCUACAAGGAGUUCUACCCCCAGGGAGCCAAGGCAUCGCCGGAUUACUCACGGAUUAUCAACGAGGGCGCCUUCCAGAAACUCAAGACCAUGAUCGACAAUUCCAAGGGCAAGAUCCUCAUGGGAGGAACCAUGGACGAAAAGGACCUCUUCAUCGAGCCGACCCUUGUGCAAGUCGACUCGCCCGACGACUCGCUCAUCAUCCAGGAGAGCUUUGGCCCGUUGAUCCCCAUUCUCCCCGUCGACAACCUCGACGAGGCUGUCAACAUCGCCAACGGCAUCCAGAGCACGCCACUGGGUGUCUAUCCCUUCGGCAACAAGGCCGAUACCGAAAAGAUCCUCGCUUUGACCCGCUCCGGCGGCGCGGCUGUCAACGACGCCGCCCUACACAUCCCCACGCUCGCCUUCGGCGGCGUCGGCGAGAGCGGCUACGGCGCCUACAGAGGCAGAGCCAGCUUCGACGCCUUCGUCCACCGUCGCCCCAUCACCACCAGCCCCAGCUGGCUCGAAGCCAUCCUUGCAAUCCGGUACCCGCCGUACGCCGGCAAACUCAGCAAGUUAAAGGCCACCAGCACCCUGGCCCCCGACUUCGACCGCAACGGCGAUAAGAUCCGCUUCGGCUGGCUGCGCAUGUUCCUGACGCUUGGCGGAGGCACCGCAAAGGCCGGCGCUGGUAGGGCCGCGGUUGUCGCAGUAGGUGAGUGA
Messenger RNA from Aspergillus clavatus NRRL 1, 1545 nucleotides. RefSeq names its product hexadecenal dehydrogenase. The coding region runs from base 1 to 1545 and encodes 514 amino acids. Gene Ontology annotation, molecular function: aldehyde dehydrogenase (NAD+) activity. Gene Ontology annotation, biological process: aldehyde metabolic process. Lineage: Eukaryota; Fungi; Ascomycota; Eurotiomycetes; Eurotiales; Aspergillaceae. The transcript is spliced from 4 exons. The record is from RefSeq and is a predicted model, not a curated record. Gene Ontology annotation, cellular component: cytoplasm.